AUGAGUCGAAAGAAGAUCAUGAAAAUCGAUACGUUGCGGAUCGAUGAAUACGAGAAUGAUCUACGAAAAAUUCAAGAAAUACGGGACGAUAUUCGAAUGCUCGAUCAACACUACAGUGUUGUUCAAUCGUUACUCAACGAAGAAAUUGUAAAAAAGAAAGAAUACGAUACUCACAUCGAACACAUACAUGAACUUCUUGAAUUUGUCGAAAAGAAGAACAUUGAAACCAUAAAAACCGCAGUUGACAAUAACGAAACAGAGACGGAGACAGCCGUAGAUAUAGAUGUUAUCGAAGAUCAAAUACAGAGGAGCUCAUUAGAAACGGUUGGAAGUGAGGAAGGAAUGGACGUUACUUCUAGCAAAAAAGGAAAAGCAAAGAGCGCAACAAAAAAGAAAUCGAAUGCUCCAAGAAGGAAGAAGACGAAUCGAAAAGUUAAGGCAAAAAGAAAACAUGGAUAA
Molecule: messenger RNA, 459 nt
Organism: Necator americanus (New World hookworm)
Lineage: Eukaryota; Metazoa; Nematoda; Chromadorea; Rhabditida; Ancylostomatidae
Exons: 5
Coding region: 1-459 (152 amino acids)
Source: RefSeq, a predicted model, not a curated record